Messenger RNA from Penicillium soppii, 1194 nucleotides. RefSeq names its product class I SAM-dependent methyltransferase. Gene Ontology annotation, molecular function: methyltransferase activity. Lineage: Eukaryota; Fungi; Ascomycota; Eurotiomycetes; Eurotiales; Aspergillaceae. The record is from RefSeq and is a predicted model, not a curated record. The transcript has 11 exons. The coding region runs from base 1 to 1194 and encodes 397 amino acids.
AUGGCGGCCCAAAGCCGCCUCCACGCCAUGCCUCCUGUACCGAGAUGUACCUACAUGCAACCUCAUACGCGGCAUUCCGCCUUUCCCCUCUUUUCCCAUGCCCUCGAAUUCCACUACACCUCUCCAGCUUUAGCGCUGGCGCUAGUUUUCGAAAUAAAACCUGCUGUCAACAUGGAUAAACAGGCUGACGAUAUUGCAGUGGAUCCCAACUUACACUCUAUGGGGGAUGGCCUAGACUUGGACGAUUUCCAGUCGGAGACUACCUCUAUCGCGUCGACGAUCGCAAAAGGAAGGUUAGAGAAUGGUCGAAGGUAUCAGGCAAUAAAAGAAGAUGACUAUUGGGGUCCUUCUGAUGAACAGCAAUUCGAGGCCUUUGAGAUUAGUCAUAUAUUAUUUCUCGUGCUCGAGUACCAGCAAACAAAUCCUCUUUUUCGCGCUCCUAUAGGCGACUCACCCAAGCAUAUUUUGGAUAUCGGAACCGGAAAAGGAAGCUGGGCCUUCGACGUUGCCGAUUUCUAUCCAUCAGCGACCGUCCGCGGCGUGGACAUAUUCCCCCCACCAGUGACCUGGGUGCCCCCUAACUGCGUGUUCGAGGUAGACGAUGUGCUCCGCGAGUGGACAUGGCGAGACCCGUUCGACUUUAUUCACUUGCGCAUGAUGUAUGGUGCAUUCGAUUCCAGCGGGUGGAACCAGGUCUACAAGCAGGCGUACGAUGCCCUCGAACCGGGUGGUUGGAUCGAGCAAAUGGAGCUAGACAUACGAGUCUACAGCGACGACGGGACUUUGAAGAAAGACAGCCUUCUCGCUGGAUGGGGCGAUCUCUUUAUUAGAUGCUCUGAGCGAGCAGGGCGGUCACUGACAACACAGCAAACGAUGCGCGGCGCGAUAGAGAGGGCUGGGUUUGUCGAUGCUCACGAGAAGCUAUACAAGAUACCGCUGGGCCCCUGGGCCAGAGAUAAGGUACUCAAGGAGGUUGGGCAAUUGCAGUAUGCGCACUGGAGCGCUGCCAUACAUGGCUGGGCGAUGUGGCUUCUCACUAGGUUUGGGGAACCGGAACCGUGGACGAAGGAUGAGGUUGAGAUCUAUCUCGCUGGAGUGCGAUUGGAGUUGAAGAACCCUCGCACGCAUGCGUAUGGUUAUGGGCGGCGUGUUUGGGCGAGGAAGCCGGAGGUCAAGACCGAGCUAUCACCCUAA